GGCCCCCGGCUGGACGGGCUGUUCCUGCGGCGCUUCCUGCGGCUGCAGGCCGUGCUCUUCCCCGGCUGGCCCUCCCCCAGCGCCCUGAUGUUCCUGACGCUGCUCGGCGUCGCCUUGCUGGAGCAGCUGGUCAUUUACCAGGUCGGCGUCAUCCCCAGCCGGUACUAUGAGGUCCUGGGGAACAAGGACUUCUCCGGGUUCAAAACGCUGACUGCCGUUGCCCUGACUCUGAUCGUAGCGAACUCCACGCUAAAGAGCUUCGACCAGUUUAUCUGCAACAUGAUGUACGUGAGCUGGAGGAAAUCCCUCACCGAAUACCUCCACAGCUGCUACUUCCAAGGCCAGGUCUACUACAGCCUGCACGUGCUGCGCGAGGACAUCGAUAACCCGGACCAGCGCAUCAGCCAGGAUGUGGAGAGGUUCUGCAGGCAGCUCAGCUCCAUGGCCAGAAAACUCAUCAUCUCACCCUUCACGCUGGCCUACUACACGUACCAGUGCUUCCACAGCACAGGCUGGCUAGGCCCGGUGAGCAUCUUUGGGUAUUUCAUCAUUGGGACAAUUGUCAACAAAGUAUUGAUGAGCCCAAUUGUGUCUAAACUUGUGCAGCAGGAAAAACUGGAGGGGGAUUUCAGGUUCAAGCACAUGCAGAUUCGUGUCAAUGCGGAACCAGCUGCUUUCUACAGGGCCGGGCGAGUGGAGCACAUGCGCACGGACUGGAGGCUGCAGAGCCUGCUGCAGACCCAGAGGGAGCUGAUAGGGAAGGAGCUGUGGCUAUACAUUGGGAUCAACACCUUUGACUACCUGGGCAGCAUCCUGAGCUAUGUGAUCAUUGCCAUUCCCAUCUUUUCUGGGGUCUACGGUGACCUGAGUCCAACAGAGCUCAGCGCCCUUGUCAGCAAGAAUGCCUUUGUUUCCAUCUACCUUAUUGGCUGCUUCAGCCAGCUCAUAGAUCUCUCCAGCACUGUGACCGAUGUCGCUGGCUACACGCACAGGAUUGGUGAACUACAGGAGACCUUGUUGAGCCUUGGCAGAAAAAAAAAUAACAGCUACUCAGAAGUCAAAGCCAGCUGGGAUUUGGAUGGCAGCCAUUCUGGGGAGGACCCAGUGCCAAGGGACACAGCUUUCCUUCUGGAGCGAAUGACGCUCUCGGUGCCAUCCUCUGGCAAGCUGCUCAUCAAGGACUUGAGCCUCAGGAUCUCACAAGGAAACAGUGUGAUGAUUGUGGGGAACACUGGCACAGGGAAGACAUCUCUCCUGAGGGUCCUUGGGGGACUCUGGGAGAGCACGCAGGGGAGCAUCAAGAUGCUGACCUGCUUUGGCCCUCGGGGAGUGGUGUUCCUGCCGCAGCGGCCCUUCUUCACCGAUGGAAGCCUGCGUGAGCAGGUGAUCUAUCCCCUGAAGGAGAUCUAUCCAGUUUCAGGGUCUGCAGAUGAUGAGAGAAUUGUGCGAUUCCUGGAGCUGGCUGGGCUGACUGAUUUGCUGGCAAGGGCUGGAGGACUGGACAAGCACGUGGACUGGAACUGGUAUGACAUCCUGUCCCCAGGGGAGAUGCAGAGGCUCUCGUUUGCACGGCUCUUCUACCUCCAGCCAAAAUAUGCGGUGCUAGAUGAAGCCACCAGUGCCCUCACAGAAGAGGUGGAGCAUGAACUGUAUCGUGUGUGCCUUCAGCUGGGCAUGACGCUGAUUAGUGUGGGACACAGGGCCAGCCUGGAAAAGUUCCACAGCUGGAUUUUGAAACUUCAUGGGGAGGGAAGAUGGGAGCUCACUCAGCGCGAGAAGGUGAAGCAGCUCCCAGUGGGGGAAGGAUGCUGAAAAACAUGCCCUUGUCUGGUCAGCCACAGAACCUGUACACGCGUGGGAGAGCUCUGAAUAGUAGACAUGGAGCUGCCGAGCCAGCGGCCGUCAACAAGGGAUUCAUCCAGUGCAAGACCAGUUCUGGAUUUUGCUGAUGGACACAGAGCCAAGUCUGAACUCAUGGUGUGGGGUUCUGCCAGGAGCAGAUACAUCUAUGUGAUCCUUCUCCCACCCCCUUCUCCUGCCUCCCUCCCUCUCAUGGGGGAAAGGGCUGAGCUGCUAGGCUGCCCAAAGAGAAGAUGCUGCUUAUGGGGCUUGUAGAAGCAAUGGCGAGAGAAACCUCCACUUGUCCAGGAUGCAGUGGUGCAAGGCUAGGAUGCAGCCUCCUGUUCUGCCCUCUGUGCCUUGCUGGGACCUCUGUCUCUUUGAUGCACAGCUCUGCAGAACAGACUUCUGUACCUGUGGCUCUGUUGAGGGUUGUGCUCCCCAGCAGGAGCCAAGGGAUGCACUGUAAGGGGAAGAGAAUGCUGGCACAGAAAAGGGGCAUGUCUCUGCUCUCCUUCUGACACAGGGUUA
Molecule: messenger RNA, 2370 nt
Organism: Haliaeetus leucocephalus (bald eagle)
Lineage: Eukaryota; Metazoa; Chordata; Aves; Accipitriformes; Accipitridae
Gene: ABCD4
Product: ATP-binding cassette, sub-family D (ALD), member 4
Exons: 18
Coding region: 88-1812 (574 amino acids)
Biological process (GO): fatty acid beta-oxidation; very long-chain fatty acid catabolic process; long-chain fatty acid import into peroxisome
Cellular component (GO): peroxisomal membrane
Molecular function (GO): ABC-type transporter activity; ATP binding; ATP hydrolysis activity
Source: RefSeq, a predicted model, not a curated record